UUCUUGUUGGCGGUUGUUGAUUUUUCUUUCACUCUUUGGGUUGAUUUCUAUUCUCUAUGUGUAAUUUUAAUUUCUUUUUAUUUUAAUUAAUUUGUUGUGAUUAUGUUGGAUUAAGAUUUAUCCAGGAUGAAUCGACUUGUUGAUUACUUCAUCAUUCUUGGAUUUGAUGAUCAAAAACAAGCUGGUACUCUUGGAUCAGGCAAAGUGUUACAACGAUUUCCAGAAAAUGAUUGGCCUGAUGUGCCUCUAAUUGAUGGCUUGGAAUUGUUUUGUCAACCUUUAGGAUGGAGAUUGUCAUCAAGUCUACAAGAACCAUCUUUCUUUGUCUCCGUGAUGACUUAUAUGGAUGCAAAUAAACACUAUUGUGCCUUCUUAUCCUUUUAUGAGCCCAUCUCUCUCAACUCAAUUAAACAACCCGAUGAAGAGGAUAGUGAGAUUGACGUUAUUUUAGAUCAAAAUACCAGUGGUUCAAUUAAUGAUUGUUCAUCAACCAACUCAUCAUCUAUGUUUGCACCAAAAUGUAUUGUUUUACAAUCGAGACAUAAUUUUGUUGAAGUGUUUAAGAACUGCCUGGAAACAAUUUAUACUGUUCACUUGGAAUGUAUGGAUAUUUCACUGGAAAAAUUAGUCGGAAAUUUAUUAUGUAUCGAGGUUCCCUCAGCAGGAUCUCAAUUGAAAUUCUCAAUCGGUGCCAAUGAUAAACAAUUACUCACUAUGCCACUGAGUACAACUGUUCCCGUUACUGGGACAACGGUUGUCCAACUUUUCGAGAGGCUUAAUGUUCACAAUGUUAUCAGUCUUUUCACCGCAGUUAUGACUGAUAAUAAGAUUCUCUUUCAAUCGGACAGUUACUCUCUCCUUUACGAAUCUUGCCAUGCAUUAACCUCACUCAUGUACCCAUUUGUUUACAGUCAUGUGUACAUUCCGCUUUUACCCUCAUCUUUAUUGGAAAUGUUAAGUUCACCAACACCCUUUAUAAUGGGUGUACAUUCGAGCCUUCAAGACGAAGUUGAAGAUCUUCUUGACGUGAUAGUGGUUGAUCUUGAUGUUGGUUGUAUCUCGAUUCCCGAUUGUAUACAUUUACCUAAACUUGAUGGUCCGGCCUACAAUGAAAUGGUCUAUCAACUUCGAUCCGUCAUAACACCACAAUUAAUGAGGAAAGAUGUUGCUUUACGAUCUAGUCAUUUAAAGUCAUCGCCACCUCAUCUUCUGGAUAAAGAAAUCAGAGCCAUUUUUGUUCGCCUUUUCAGUCAAAUGUUACAAGGCUAUCGAACAUGUUUACAAAUUGUUCGAAUCAACCCAAAGCCCUUUAUCACUUUCCACAAGGCCUCAUUCCUUGGUAAAAGAAACCUUGUUGAAAAUGAAUUUGUCGUUCGUUUACUGGAGAGUAUGUUUUUCAAUUCAUUUGUCCAGGAACGUGGAACACCUUAUAGAACAAGUGAUCUUUUCGAUGAGCUUUAUGCAACCAUGCACGAUACCCUGAAAAGAGAGAUGACUAACUCUGAACUGGUUAUCAAAGAUAUUAAAGAAUUGGCUCAUCAACUAUAUCUAAAUGAGCAUCCACAUCCAAAGGAUCCAAAUCAAAUCAAAAUACCAUUACCACCUGAGGGAGUUUUUACCCGAGUCCAUCAACCCAAAUUUCCCAUCUUUAAAUCUGAAAUAAUUCAAGAAAUUUUAGAUGAUGAUAGAAUUAGAAGAGAAAUGUUAACCGUAGAUAAACCUAAACCUAAAGCAGAAUCACGAAUUAUCGCCUUUGGACCAGCGUUUUGUGUUCCAUUCAAUUCGGAUUCAGUUUUGUUUACCAAUUCUGCUCGUCGUUUGGAGGUGAUGCGUAAUUGUAUUAAUUGUAUCUUCGAGGAAAAGAUACAAGAUGCACGUAAAUCAUUUCCAGCAGUUUUACGUGCGUUGAAAAAUAAAUCUGAAAGACUUGCCUUGGCUAAAGAAUUAGCAGCUCACGUCACUGGUAACAAGUGUGUCUUAACUCAUGAGCAAUUUGAUUUAAUUGUAAGAUUAAUGAAUUGUGCUCUACAACAAGAUUGUGAUUAUUUGGACGGCAGUGCCUCUGGUCUACGUUUAAGGGGAUUGGGUGAUGUUAACGGUCUUGCUGCUGCCAUUUUACCUUUGAGCAUGAAAUUUUGCCGUCGCCUUGGAAUCGGUGGUAAUGCUGGUGUCUUACAAUUUACUUACACUUGUUUACAGGAUCACCUGAUUUGGGAAAAUAUGGGCUUUUGGGAAUCAACUUUCUAUCAGAAUGUUGAACAAGAAGUUACAUCUUUAUAUGGAUCAACCAAAGAUACCCACCUAACACCACUUGAUAUCGCCGCUGAGCAAAUACGUUUAAAGCCAAAAUUGAGUGAACAGCAAAUUCAACAAUAUGCAUCUAGUGAAGAAUCAACUGUUUACAGUCAAGCAGUUGAUUAUACUCAUCAAAUUGUUUCCCUUAAAAUACCUCUUGAUAUUGGUUUUCAUGAGAAGAAUACUCGAAGUGCAAAAUUAAAUAAUUCAUCGGUUGAAGGAGGUCAUCAUAGUGAUACCAAUUCAAAUUUUACCGGUGGUGGUGCUCGUCGGGAAAGUUAUCGAGAUGAUAAAGAUCAUGAAAAGGAGACUCGAGAUUUUGACAAUGAAAGUGGUUUUGAGGAAGGAUCUAAUGGUAAAGGUCACGCUGCCGUUUCUGAGAUUAGUGUUAAUGUUAUUAAAUUUUUGGGAAGAUUUAUUGAUAAAGUUUGCACUGAUGGUGGUGUUUCUGAAGAUCAUAUCAAAUCACUUCAUUCAAUGAUACCUGAUAUAGUUGCCAUUCAUUGUAACACCCUUGAUGCAAUUUACAAAGAGAGUAAAAAUAUACCUCCCGUCACAAAGCCUAAGAUAAUUACACCAAGUUUACUACCGGGUGAGGAUUUGGUCAUGAAAAGUUUAAGAGCCUACCUGAUACCUGAUGGUCGAGAUGAAGUUCUUGGAUCAGCGGUCAGUGGUUCAAGUGUCACACAAAUUCCCCAGUCAAUAGGUGGACCUGUUCUUCUGCCCGCUGAAGGAGCCAUUUUCCUAACCAAUUAUCGAGUAAUUUUCAGAGGUCGUCCAUGUGACCAAUAUGCGGCGGAAAAUGUAAUCGUUCGAAGUUUUCCAAUUUCCACUCUGGUCAAGGAAAAGAAAGUGAACAUUUCCUCCAAGUAUCUGAUAGAAACCAUUGACCAGUGUAUUCAAGAGGGUUUACAGUUGAGGUCAAACAUUUUCGAGUUGAUGAAGAUCGCUUUUGAUGAAGAGGUUUCCUCGGAAGACAUUGAAACUUUAAGAAAAAUGAUCAACAAGGCUCGAACUCCACCCAAUGUAUUCCAUAUGUUUGCCUUUACCUCUCAAAUUGCAAUGUCACACCAGUUGAGUUUGUUGAAUUUACAAAAACAGAAGGAAAAAAGUAGCACCUUUAAAGGGAUGGCUAAGAAAACGCUCAUGCGAACCGCUCAAAUGGCCGGAAUCAAAAAUCUUAAAUCAAAAUAUCGUAAAAGUAAAUAUCUUAUGCCAGCUUCCGGGAUUUAUGGUUCAAAAACAUUAACUCCAGGUUAUAAUCGUCAAUCAAUGAUUGAUUCAGGGGACGAGAAAUCAGUCUCUGAUGAUAUAUCAAUCAACAGUGAUUCAUCUCAUGUUCACUCAACAUCAACUUUACCACCUUUAUCCAGUUCCUCGGUUGUUGGUAGUAACGUUGAUGUACAUCUCUCACCUGUUAACCCGAAAGACUCACGAAUACUCAAGAAAUUGACUGAAUUAAGCUACGUCAAGGAUUACCAAAGAUUAGGAUUAGGAUCUGUGAAAGAUAUUCUCUCACCAAAUGGUGUAAACAGUUAUUCUGGUUUAACCUCGCCCACUUCCUCUAAAAGUUUCAAAGCCUCAAAUUUAAACAAUAGUACCUCUUCCUCCUCAUCCUGUGAAGGUUUCAGAAUAAGUUCAGUCAAUUCAUCAUACUCGGUGGCUGGUACAUAUCCUGCAUUCCUUGCGGUACCCGCCUCAGUUUCUGAUGACAGUUUACAAAGAUUAAGUCGAUGUUACAAAUUUUGUCGUUUUCCAGUCAUCGUUUGGAAACAUCCAACAUCCAAAGGUUUAUUACUCAGAGCCUCGUCUUUCCAUGGUAAAGGAGGAAUCAACAAUACAACCACCUUGUCUAGUGAUCUUUCAACUUUCAGCACUCGAAAAUGUAUUUACAUUUUCGGUGAAAAUGGUUUAAUUAAAUCAGCCCAAUCUGAUAAUCAGUCAAAUAUGAUUGAAUUUGUUCCCAUCGAGUAUCAUGAGGUACGACAAGUUAAGCAAAGCUUUAAGAAAUUGAUGAAAGCCUGUUGUCCAUCAAGUUGUUUAACUGACCCAGAGCAAAGUUUCAUCCGUCAAGUGGAAAACAGUGAAUGGUUAAAUCAAUUACAAACAAUUAUGAGAAUUUCUAGUACAAUUAUUGAUUUGAUUGAUUUACAAGGAUCAACUGUAACAUUUUGUCUGGAAGAUGAUUUAGAUUUGGUUCCACAAAUUGUUUCAAUUGCUGAGCUUUGCUUGGAUCCAUAUUAUCGGACUUUUGAAGGUUUUAGGGUUCUCAUAGAGAAAGAGUGGCUCGCUUUUGGUCAUCGUUUCAGUCAUCGAUCAAAUCAUACUGCCCAAACGAUUACUUCCGGUUUCGCUCCAAUAUUUCUACAAUUUUUGGACAUUGUCCAUCAGAUUAUGAGACAAUUUCCUCUCUCUUUCCAAUUCAAUGAAUAUUAUCUUCGCUUUGUUGCCUAUCAUUAUGUUUCCGGUCGAUUUAGAACUUUCCUUUUAGAUAGUGAGGCUGAAAGAGCGAAAUAUGGUUGGCCUUUGGAAGAUGCAACCAGAAAAUAUUCUGAUUUUACCGAUGAUGAUUACGAAUAUGGCCUGGAUGAUGACGUUUUAUCUGGAUCUACGAACGGAACUCUAACAUCUCACACCGUUAAUGGAUUAGAUAUAAAGAGUACAUCUUUCUGGGACUAUGCUGAAAGAAUCUGGAACAAAAGUCCAAUAUUUUUCAAUUUUUACUACAUUCCAACAAGUUAUCUUUGCCCCGAAUCCAGUUUGUGUGUCCUUCGACCUUAUUGUAGUAUAAGUAACCUCAAAGUUUGGGACUACUACCUGACGGAGCAAUUAAACCAUGGACCUAGUUAUGAUUUUGAAGUAGUUCAAUAUGAGAAACAGCGAAGAGAGGAGAUUGAGGCCACCGAGCAGAAUAAAGACAAAUCAAAGAGAACCAUAAUCAACGCUUCGUAUGACUGUACAACCCAUUUCCAGGCCAAUUGUUUCGAGGAAAUGUUGGAAAAGGUUAAAAACAUGGAAAUGGAAUUGGGUAAACUAAACGGACACCAACAAAAAUGGCAGAGUAUCUGGGAUCGGAUGGAGAUACCUGUUAUUAAUUCAUCAAACAAGAUGAUUAACUCAAAUGAAUUGAUCAAUCGACAGGGAUCCAUAAAAAGUCAAAUAUUAGGUCGUUAUGCACGAACAGUACAUCAUAAGAAAAAUACACUCGACCUGAAGAAACUAUUCUCAAAGCGUCUAAAACAAAAGUCUAAUCAUCCUAAAUUAAAUGACAUUUACCUUCAGUGAAAACAAUGAUGAUUAUCAUCAUUAAAUCACAUAAGCAUCACAUCAAAACCCCGAACAUCAUAAUCACCGCAAUCGUUUUCCCGUUUCCCGUUCCUCGUUCAUUGUUUUUGUUUUGAUUGUUUUUUUUUGUUUGCUCACAGUUCAAAUGGACCUUAUCAUCCUCUCUCUCAUCAUCAUCAUCUUUCUCUCAUUCUCUUAUCUUCCUGGCUCUAUCAUUCUUGACAAUCUCAUCAAUAUUAUUAUCUUAAUUCCCAAUUCCUCUUCCAUCAUCAAUUUUCACUCAAUUGCCAUCACUCGAAUCACUUUCUCUUCCUCUCUCUCUCUCUCUCUUUCUCCCUUAUUCCUUCAACUCUAUAAAUAUGUAUGUGUACAAAAAUUAUUACUAUUAUUAUUAUUGAUCGAAGAAAAAUGAUAUUAAAAAGAAACAAUUAACUUAA
Messenger RNA from Panonychus citri (citrus red mite), 6017 nucleotides. RefSeq names its product myotubularin-related protein 5-like (gene Sbf). The record is from RefSeq and is a predicted model, not a curated record. The transcript has 9 exons. The coding region runs from base 127 to 5580 and encodes 1817 amino acids. NCBI's taxonomy places the organism in Eukaryota, Metazoa, Arthropoda, Arachnida, Trombidiformes, Tetranychidae.